Chiloscyllium plagiosum (whitespotted bambooshark) is the source of this 3409-nucleotide messenger RNA. The record is from RefSeq and is a predicted model, not a curated record. Lineage: Eukaryota; Metazoa; Chordata; Chondrichthyes; Orectolobiformes; Hemiscylliidae.
UGCUGCCUGGCUUACUGUAUUCUCCCAGCCUCCUGACUGUCUAUUUUGGAUUCCGGCAUAUGCAAUUUCUUUUGUCUUUUACCUUCUCUAAGGCAUUAUUACGAAUGUCAUGUCAGGUUCAUAUUUGGUUCAGCUCAUGGUAACCACAAAUGUUGGCAAAUGUUAGUCUGUGCUGCUGACACAACUAAAGUGAAUUUAAUAUAAACAGGAAUUAGUCAGUAGAUAGCCAUUGGAAAAAAAAUGACAAUUUAGUUGAUUAAAUGAGUAGGAGAUAUGGGAGAAAAUCAGGCUUAGCAGUCAUUAUGAAUAGCUUAAACAGGACAGGCCACAAGCACUUGCACACCUGCCUUCUUCUUAGUCCCUUUGGAAUGAGGAUGCCUUGCUUUUCCUUCAGUUUGAUGUUUCCAAGUAAGCUGAUAAGUCCAUUAUGUGUUCUGCAAAAUCUGCCACAUAAAUGGCAAGUUGUGCCUGAAAUGUUGGUUUGACAUGGUUGUUUGAAGGUUUGUGCACUUCCUUCAAACUCUCAACUUUGCCUCUUUAUGUUCCCAACGUAGUUCCUCAAUGUGUUUUAAUGGCAUUUUUAAUAAGCCAUCUCCGUAAGUUAGCCGGUAUUUUUGACCUGUUAAGGGAUGUUUGGAGGACAUUCUUAAAGUAUUUACACUGCUCUCCAGGGAGCCCCCUGCCAUCUAUGACAAAUAGAACAGCUGCUUUGCUUUAGCACACAUACAAACGUCAAUGACAGUUCUUGUAGCAUCAUGAUUGUGUAUCCACCUUUGGGCCAAAAGGGCUUUGUUUGAGUCCAGAGGCACGUCAUAACAUGCCUGAGCAGGUUGAUUAAACUUAUCUACAAUGACAUACUCUGUCUAGGGCUGCUGGUCCUGAGUGAUUUGCAACCUCAGUGCUGGGAAGUCUCACUGUGAGAGAAUACUGCUGUUAGUCUACCUUUCUUACGACCAAAUUCAAAGGAAUUCCACCCUUCUUAACAUAGCAAGGCUGCAGCGCAGGAGGCCAUUCAGUCCAUCUUAUCUGUAACAACCCUGUCAGAACCCCACGCCCCCGCAAAUGCUUAUUCUUCAGGUAGCUAUUCAAGUAUGUUUUGAAAGCCUAAAGAAAAGCUGCUGUUGUCGUCGCCAACGUUUGUUCCAAACUGACUGGAAUCUGUUUCUGGAACAUUCCGGGCGCUCACCUGGUGACGUCAGGUCGCCGACGUCAGGUGCGUUGCUCUCGCAAGAUGGCGGCUAUCCUCAGGAUGUUUUGAAGUUGCGGUAAGAGCUGACCAUAUCAAGCGGCUCAGGAUGGACGACAGCUCUCUGUCGGACUCUGAGAGGCUGUCGGGGGAGCGCUGGGCUCCGGUGGGAGCGGUGGCUAGCCCCGAGGAGACGGAGAGGGCUGCCGUCCCCACCGAGGUAGGCCUGGUAUGCGGCGGCGCUGGGGUGGCGGUGAUGGCGGAGAAGAUGCAGCGGCUGGAGAGCGAGCAGGAGCUGCUGAACUCCUCACUGCUCGCCCUCACCUCGCAUUUCGCCCAGGUCCAGUUCCGCCUCAAGCAGAUCGUCAAUGCGCAGAGUGAUGAGAAGGAGCGACUGUUGAAGGAGCUGGAGGACUUCGCCUUCAAAGGCUGUCCACAACCUUUUAUCACCCGGGGUCUGGACGGGCAGCAGCUGGACAAUGCGGAAGGUUUGACUGAAAGGGAAAAACUUGAAAGACUUGAGGCCCAACGGCAGAAACAGAAAGAGCUGAUUAUACAGCUAAAGACACAGCUGGAUGACUUAGAGACGUUUGCUUACCAAGAGGGCAGCUAUGAAUCCCUCCCUCAGUCAAUAGUCCUAGAACGGCAGCGGGUAAUUAUCGAUGAAUUAAUUAAGAAGCUAGAUGUAAAUCUAAAUGAAGAUUUUAGCAGUUUAUCACCAGAAGAACUCCGACAACGUGUUGAUGCAGCAAUUGCCCAAAUUGUGAAUCCAGCAAGAGUGAAGGAACAGCUGGUGGAGCAGCUUAAAACUCAGAUUUGUGACCUUGAAAUGUUCAUCAACUUUCUUCAGGAUGAGGUUGGAAGCCCUCCGCAGGCUCAGAAUGGAAAGUGCACAUGCAAUGUGCACGGAAUGAAAGAUUCUCGGGCAUCAACUGCAAAACUGUCAGGUGGAAGGCAUCAUGUGGAUCAAGAAACAGCUAGAACGAUGAGAGAGACUGGGUUAAACCUUGUGCGCAGAGCAUUGGCAAUAUUGCAAAUAUUUGCUGUUAGUCAGUUUGGAUGUGCUGCUGGUCAGAUCCCACGUGGAAUGUGGCAGCCUGAUGAAACAGACAAGGACUACAGUCCCCUGUUACUGAAACUAGAAGGUGCUGUAGAUAAAGUGAAACAGCUGGCAUUGAGACAUCAACAGGUUGACGAGCAUGUAAUCAGUAGCCGUGACUUUUAUCUUGGGAAGAAUGAACUUAUAACAGCUGUGCGAAAAGAAUUGUCAAUAGCUCUCAGAGAUCUGAUGAGCCAUGGUUUAUAUGCCUCCUCUCAAGGAAUGAGUUUGGUCCUAGCACCAAUUGCUUGCCUCCUUCCCUCAUUCACAACCUCUCCACAAACCAUGCAUCCCUGGCAACUUUUUGUGAAGUACUAUAAUACCAGAAAUGGUAGAGCUUUUGUAGAGUCUCCUGCUCGCAAGCUGUCUCAAUCCUUUGCCUUGCCAGUGACUGGGAGUGGCAUUGUAACUCCAAAACAAAGUUUACUCGCUGCAGUACACACUGUGCUCACCGAACAUGAUCGUUACAAGCGCAGUGCAGAUUCGGAGUUUAAGGCCUUAAUAUGCAUGGCAUUGAAUGAACAGCGUUUGGUUUCCUGGGUAAACCUGAUUUGUAAAUCAGGAACACUUAUCCAGAGUCACUACCAGCCAUGGAGCUAUAUGGCAUCUACUGGGUUUGAGAGUACACUCAAUUUACUCAGUCGUCUUAGCAACCUGCACUUCAGCCUUCCGGUUGACACUGCAGUUCGACAACUAAAAAAUAUCAAAGAUGCUUUUUAAUGUUUCCUGUGUAUAUAUUUUAUCCUAUGAAAGAUUAAUUGUAAAUGUUUAGAUCCAUUGCAAGAUUAUACCUCUUUCUAUGAUUACAUGGCCUUGACUGAAAGUUUGAAGUAUGAUGAACCCCACAAGAUCAAUUACAAUUGUAUUUUAAAUCAAAGAUAUAAAUUACUGUUAAAACUUAAUUGAUGGGAUUUUAAUAUUUGUAAAAUUACAGGUUGCUCAUCACAGUUCUCUUUGAAAUAUAGGAUGUUCUUUCCUGAACGAUGGUGUUAUCAGCAACUUGUGAUUAUGGCUAAUGUUAUAGGAAUUAGACCAUAAGACAUAGGAGUGGAAGUAAGGCCAUUCGGCCCAUCGAGUCCACUCCGCCAUUCAAUCAUGGCUGAUGGGCAUUUCAACUCCACUUA